GAAAGGUAGUAGUAACAUGAAUGAACCAUCAAAAAGAGCUAUCAAUAGGAAAAGCAAAAGUUAAUAAUAAUAGUAACAAGUGGGAGAAAGCUGGUUUUGAGAUGCUGCUGAUCUCAAACAAGCAAAUAAUUUUUUUCAAUCAACCAUAAUUAUUUGAUGCAAAAUUAUUAGUUUGUUAUCUUCCUAAUAACUUCAAUGGCUUUAUUUUCUCUCUUUCUGCUCACACUUCUUCUGUUAAUAUCAUGUGCUGCUUGCCAACUUCAAGAAUUUAUCAGCAUUGAUUGUGGAGGAACAAGAAGUAACUACACUGACACAAGCACAGGGCUUAAAUGGAUUUCAGAUUCUGAGAUUAUGCAACAUGGAGAGAUAGUGGAAGUGCAAAACCCUAAUGAAAACAAGGUUCAGUAUCAGAAUAGGAGAGAUUUUCCAACAGAUAGCAGAAAAUAUUGUUACACACUUGAGACUGAGGAGAGAAGAAGGUAUUUGGUUAGAGCAACUUUUCAGUAUGGAAGCUUGGAAAAUGGAGAUACAUACCCUCAGUUUCAACUUUACUUGGAUGCAACUAAAUGGGCUACUGUUUCAAUUAAUGAGGACUCAAGAAUAUAUGUUAAAGAAAUGAUUUUUAGGGCACCUUCAAAUUCUGUUGAUGUUUGCAUGUGCUGUGCUACUACUGGCUCUCCUUUCAUAUCUACCCUUGAGCUUAGGCCUUUGAAUCUUUCUAUGUAUGCCACUGAUUUUGAGGAUGAUUUCUUCUUGAAAGUAGCUGCAAGAAUUAACUUUGGUGCUCCAACUGAGGAUGCUGUCAGGUAUCCAGAGGACCCAUAUGAUAGAAUAUGGGAGUCUGAUCUUGUGAAAAGACAAAAUUUUCUUGUUGGGGUGGCCCCAGGCACAGAAAGAAUUAACACAACAAGGAACAUAGAAAUAGAGACAAGAGAAUAUCCACCAGUUAAGGUGAUGCAAACAGCAGUUGUUGGCACAAAAGGAGUACUUAGCUACAGACUGAACCUAGAAGACUUUCCUGGUAAUGCUAGAGCUUAUGCAUAUUUAGCAGAGAUUGAAGAUCUGAGUCAGAAUGAGACUAGGAAAUUCAAAUUGGAACAACCUUAUAUAGCUGACUAUAGCAAUGCAGUGGUGAACAUAGCUGAGAAUGCUAAUGGUAGCUACACUCUUUAUGAACCAAGUUACAUGAAUGUCAGUCUUGAAUUUGUUCUUUCCUUCUCCUUUGUCAAGACCCGCGAUUCGAAUAGAGGACCUCUGCUAAAUGCAAUGGAAAUAAGCAAAUACCAAGAAAUUGCUUCAAAGACCUUUAAGAAAGAUUCAAACAUUGUAAAUGCAUUUGCUUCCUUGUCUGACGAAAGUGUCCCAAAGAAUGAAGGCGAUCCUUGCGUUCCAACUCCUUGGGAGUGGGUGAAUUGUAGUACCACUACACCUCCUAGAAUUACAACAAUAAACUUGUCACGAAGAAACAUGACUGGUGAAAUUCCACCAGAGCUCAACAACAUGGAAGCCUUGACAGAAUUGUGGUUAGAUGGAAACUUGCUUACAGGACAACUACCAGACAUGAGCAAUCUUAUCAAUCUAAAAAUUGUGCAUCUCGAGAACAACAAAUUGACUGGUCCGCUUCCGUCUUACCUUGGUAGUUUGCCAAGUUUACAAGCAUUGUUCAUACAGAAUAACUCAUUUUCAGGGGAAAUACCAGCAGGAUUAUUAUCUAGAAAAAUCACAUUCAUCUAUGAUGAUAACCCUGGACUGCAUAGAAAGAACAAAAAGCAUUUUAAGUUGAUCAUAGGAAUUUCUAUUGGAGUACUAUUGAUUCUAUUAGUCCUGUUCUUAGCAAGUUUGGUGUUAUUGCAUAACCUGAGAAAAAAGGCUUCUCAAAAGAAAAGUGAUGAAAAAGGUAUUUCAGGACGUAGUGGUACUAAACCAACCGGAUACUCUUUCGGUCGGGGUGGGAAUUUAAUGGAUGAAGGUACUGCAUACUAUAUUGCUCUCUCAGAAUUGAAAGAAGCUACAAAUAGUUUUUCAAAGAAAAUUGGAAAAGGAAGCUUUGGAUCUGUCUAUUAUGGGAAAAUGAAAGACGGAAAAGAGAUCGCAGUUAAGACUAUGACCGAUCCAUCCAGUCAUGGGAACCACCAAUUUGUAACUGAGGUAGCCCUCUUAUCAAGAAUUCAUCACAGAAACUUGGUUCCUCUCAUUGGAUAUUGUGAAGAAGAAUAUCAACAUAUUCUGGUUUAUGAGUAUAUGCACAACGGAACUCUUAGAGAUCACAUUCAUGAUUGUUCGAGUCAGAAGCAAUUAGACUGGAUAACUCGUCUUCGAAUUGCAGAAGAUUCUGCCAAAGGUCUUGAAUACUUACAUACAGGAUGCAAUCCUAGUAUCAUUCACCGAGACGUAAAGACAAGCAACAUUCUCCUAGACAUCAAUAUGAGAGCAAAAGUGUCAGACUUCGGACUCUCGAGACUAGCCGAAGAAGAUUUAACGCAUAUAUCAAGUGUUGCAAGGGGAACUGUAGGCUACUUGGAUCCUGAGUACUAUGCAAAUCAGCAAUUGACUGAAAAAAGUGAUGUAUAUAGUUUUGGAGUUGUUCUGUUGGAACUGAUAUCUGGAAAGAAGCCGGUAUCACCAGAAGAUUAUGGUCCAGAAGUGAAUAUAGUUCACUGGGCAAGAUCUUUAAUUCGUAAAGGCGAUAUAAUUAGCAUUAUGGAUCCUUUGCUAAUUGGAAAUGUCAAAACUGAGUCAAUUUGGAGAGUUGCUGAAAUUGCCAUGCAAUGUGUAGAAUCACAUGGUGCUUCAAGGCCAAGGAUGCAAGAAGUGAUUUUGGCUAUACAAGAUGCUUCCAAGAUAGAAAAAGGAACAGAAAAUCAGCUAAAAAUAUCAUCCUCAGGUGAUUCCAAACCACAAUCUUCAAGGAAAACUUUGCUCACAAGCUUUCUUGAAAUUGAGAGCCCUGAUUUGUCAAAUGGUUGCCUUCCAUCAGCAAGAUAAUUUUCUCUUUUAAUUUCUUCUUAUUAAUAUCAAGGCACCUACCUACAUAAUAAGACCUUCUUUAGGCGGGUUUUGUACAUUAUUUACCACUAUUUUUGUCCAUCCUCGUAUACUAUUAAAUAUGUUUAUAUUUACAACAUAGUGAAACUCAUUGACUAGUGACAAGAUUAAAGAGUUCUUUAA
Molecule: messenger RNA, 3168 nt
Organism: Cicer arietinum (chickpea)
Lineage: Eukaryota; Viridiplantae; Streptophyta; Magnoliopsida; Fabales; Fabaceae
Product: probable LRR receptor-like serine/threonine-protein kinase At1g67720
Biological process (GO): protein phosphorylation
Molecular function (GO): ATP binding; protein kinase activity; protein binding
Source: RefSeq, a predicted model, not a curated record